AAUGAAAUUUUUGUUCAUUAAUUAAAUUACUAUAGGAAAAAUAUUGAAAAAAUUUAAUAUGAAUAAAGCUCAUAUCACCCUUUAAGCUAACCAAUGUUUGUUCGAUCUCUUGAUAUAAAAAAGGAUCCUUUUCAACCUCGUGAAGAUAAAGAAGAAAUUCUUGAUCCUAAAGUACCAUAUUUGAGUGCCAUAGUCCGUCACCACCAUCCUCCAUCCUUCACCAACUCUCAUCACCAAUCCUGCUCCUCUAAACCUUCUCACCCACAUCUCAUAAAUCCCUUAAGUAGCAGCUCAUUGUUCCCCACUCCACCACAGUCACGUGUCGCCUUCAGCAGCCCUGGGUUUCCCUUUUCGACAAGCAGAUGCUAGCCCCCCUCAAGUUCCUGUGUCUCUGCCUUUUGGGUUUCCAUUUUAGGAGGAACUCUCUCUCUCUCUCUCUCUCUCUCUCUCUCUCUCUCUCAAUUUUCUGGCAAGAUGUGAGCAUGAAACCAACCUCGUUCUUUCUCUAAUUUUGGUAGAUUUAGUUGAAUAUUAACCAUUUUAGAUUUGGGGAAAAUCCAUAGGAUUUAUGGGGUAUUCCACUCCUUAUCUUCUUGAAAGAUUGUGACAGUGUUUGUCUAGUGUUUUGCUGCUAUUUUACUGUUUGAAUCUUGGUUGCAUUGUGGUUGCAUUUUGCUUGAAUCUUGGCUGGUUGCUACUGCUUUUGCUAUUGCAUUUUCUGCAAUCUUGGUCGUUUUACUAUUGCAUUUUUCUGCAUUUUACUGCACUUUCUCUUGCUGUUUCUCUACAUUGUUUUAAACCAGAAAACUCUGCAUUUCCCUGCACUUUUCCUUGCUGUUUUUCUACACUGUUUUAGCUUUGAGAAUUCUGCAUUUUCCUGCACUUUUCCUUGUUGUUUCUGCACUGUUUAAACCAGAAAAUUCUGCAUUUUCUUGCACUUUUCCUUCCUAUUUUCUGCACUGUUUAACCAGAAAAAUCUUGCAUUUUUCUGCAUUUUCCUUCUUGUUUUCUACACUGCUUAACCCAGAAAAAUCUUGUUGUUUUUGCCAUAAAAUUCUGCUGUUCACCCAAAAAUUCAACUAUUUUGCUUCUGUUUUUGCUACUGUUUUGCCUAGAAGAAUUGUGUUGUUCUUGUCGAAAAUUUCUCCUGUUUUAAAACCAUAAAUCGCUUCUGUUUUGUCUAGAAAAAUUUUGCUGUUCUUGCUAGAAAUUUCUACUGUUUUUGCCAAUAAAUAACUACUGUUUUG
Rubroshorea leprosula is the source of this 1247-nucleotide messenger RNA. The record is from the annotation of a GenBank genome assembly. NCBI's taxonomy places the organism in Eukaryota, Viridiplantae, Streptophyta, Magnoliopsida, Malvales, Dipterocarpaceae.